UUUGUGUUCUGGGAUUCUGCAGAUAGUAUACCAUGUCGUUUUUACCAGCACGGAAAGGGAGACAGAGACAACGGUACGAGGAUCACCUGAGGCUUGUUGCUGGGUGUAUUCCAUACAGACUCGAGAAUGAUGUUGUGGAUAGAAAUAGUCAUGUGACGAGCAGGAUUACUGUUCUCAUGAUUUCCACGUCAAAUCGUGAUGAUCUUGUGUUCCCUAAGGGUGGAUGGGAAGAUGAUGAGACUGUUCAUGAAGCAGCAUGUCGUGAGGCCUUGGAGGAAGCUGGAGUAAAAGGAAUACUUGAUGAGAAUCCACUGGGAGUCUGGGAGUUUAGAAGCAAGAGCAGACAGAACAGCUGCAGUCUGGAAGGUGGUUGUAGAGGUUAUAUGUUCGCCUUGGAAGUGACUGAAGAACUUGACUCAUGGGCAGAGCAGACUAAUUACAAGAGGAAAUGGCUUUGCCCAGAAGAAGCUAAUAAAUUUUGUCGGUAUGAUUGGAUGAGAGAUGCUCUUCAAGUAUUUUUGACAGCCAUGGAGAAAGACAGGAUGAGUGGGAGGGCAGAAAAGUUGGUGGAGCUCCCUAUGUUCCCAGCGUCGGAUGCCCGGGCAGAGCAUCAGAUGUUAUCAGCUGGUUGCUCCGGAAAACCAUCCAGCGGUCAGCAUCUUGAAGAUUCUUUUACUAGUAAAUGUGUUGUGCAGGGUUAAUGAGUCCUAGACAAAUGUCAUGAUCAGUUAGCUGUUUGUCACGUUCAGUCUUCUGUUCUCCUCUUGCUUUUACAAUUUCUGUAAAAAGAUAGCAAAU
This is a messenger RNA of Durio zibethinus, 798 nucleotides long. RefSeq names its product nudix hydrolase 12, mitochondrial-like. Gene Ontology annotation, cellular component: nucleus; cytoplasm. The record is from RefSeq and is a predicted model, not a curated record. NCBI's taxonomy places the organism in Eukaryota, Viridiplantae, Streptophyta, Magnoliopsida, Malvales, Malvaceae. Gene Ontology annotation, molecular function: pyrophosphatase activity.